CGGCACGACGGGAAGUUCGACGACGAGCAUGAGCGCAAAGCACGAAGCCCUGCAUGCAGCGAUCUGGGGCGGCGCCGCCACCAACGGACCAGCGCCCCUGUCGAUUGGCCGCCAAUACGUUGUUGUCGCGCUGCGCUUCAUCUUGCUUGUUGCGUCGGCGGCGUAUGAGAGUGCGUGGACAACGGACGCGGCCAAGGCAACCGGUAUUGCGCUUGCGCUGUACCUCUUGGCGUUCCUUCUCUUUGCGCGACGCCAGCUACCACUCUACAUUCGGCUGGUCUUCUUCCUCACACUGCUCAGCGCGUUCGCCGACGUGGGCCGCCCGCUUGUGCAGUUGCGAGGUCGAGAGCCCAUGGACUGGCCUCAAGCGACCUUGUUCGCUGCGACGCUCUCUGUUGCCUGUGCCAGUGUUGGCAUCAACAUCCACAUCUUGUACCAAGUGGUACAGCAGUCGUUUACCAACAAACAACGUCGCAAGCUGGCCAAGAAGCAGUCGUAGCUGUGUGCUGUAGCCGCCGUCAACGACCACUCUCUGGACUUGUCCUCGAUGGUGUGGCCCCCCGCGCCCCUCCACGUUGUACACGACAACAUUAUCGUUGAGAUAUGGAGAUAGAGUCAUAUUAGAAAGCUGACGUUCAAAGGCGCAAGGUUGUAAAUGCGUGUCACGGCUAGUGC
Messenger RNA from Saprolegnia diclina VS20, 675 nucleotides. RefSeq lists its product as hypothetical. The record is from RefSeq and is a predicted model, not a curated record. Bases 29 to 499 code for a protein of 156 amino acids. Lineage: Eukaryota; Oomycota; Saprolegniomycetes; Saprolegniales; Saprolegniaceae. The transcript has 4 exons.